AUGCCUCCUGCCACCUGUUUGCGUCCAACCCCUAGGGGUCGUUUCCGCUGCCUGGCACCUAUUUUUCCAGAGAAGUCCACCGACGUUCAAGGCUCCGAUCUUGUUAGCCUGCACCGGCCCAGGGGCGGCGUGGGAUCCGCGGGGACCUCUGGCUCCCGGCCGCUCGCCUGUGGGCAUCCCCCUGCAUCCUCGUCGGUGCCCUCUGUCGCUCGCCGCCACCCGAACUCGCCCUACCGCCACGCUUCCUCGGGGAUAAGCGUUCGCCGCGACCGUCUCCGCCAUCUCUCCAGGUUGCAUCUGGUGAGGAUUCCGAGAGCAGCUCGCGGCGGUCCCGGUGCUCGCCCACGGGAGCUGCGGGGCGCGGCGCGGGGCGGGGCGGGGCGGCGGCGCCCAGGGCGGGGAGGAGCAGCCUCCCUCACGGCGGAGCCCGGGGCUCAGCAGCCCAGCCGCUGCCAGCGUCGGGGCACCCAGAGCUCGGCCGCGGCGAUGGCAGGCGGGCGGCGCGCGCGAGGAGGCGGGCGCGGGGUGCGGAGCGCGCGGGGGCGGGGGCGGGCUAGGGGAGCCCCGGGGUGCCGGACGCUGUGAGGCGGCGGUGGCACCGGGGAGCCGGGCCGCGGGCAGCGCCGUCGCCGCCGCCGGGGGCGUCGCCGGCCUCGGCCCCUUUGUUCUCGCGCGCGCCCC
Messenger RNA from Mastomys coucha (southern multimammate mouse), 681 nucleotides. Its product is annotated as putative DEAD-box ATP-dependent RNA helicase 29. The coding region runs from base 1 to 585 and encodes 194 amino acids. The record is from RefSeq and is a predicted model, not a curated record. Lineage: Eukaryota; Metazoa; Chordata; Mammalia; Rodentia; Muridae. The transcript is spliced from 2 exons.